This is a messenger RNA of Lineus longissimus, 1540 nucleotides long. RefSeq lists its product as uncharacterized. The coding region runs from base 88 to 567 and encodes 159 amino acids. Lineage: Eukaryota; Metazoa; Nemertea; Pilidiophora; Heteronemertea; Lineidae. The record is from RefSeq and is a predicted model, not a curated record. The transcript is spliced from 3 exons. Gene Ontology annotation, molecular function: 2 iron, 2 sulfur cluster binding.
CAAGCACAUUUUCCUGACCAUUUUACCCAAGACAUGACAAUAAAAGUCCCUGAAGUGACCUUAUUUCGAUCAUUUUAGCUACUUUCUAUGUUUGAACCAACAGAUAAGAUAUAUGUUCCAGUUCCAGAUGUUAAAUUUAAAGAUUUAUAUGACUGGUCGAUUUUGCCAGGAGAAAAUGGUGUAGAUUGUUCCACCAGUGACAAGGCAUUGAAUGGUUUGGUGAACUGUGGCAGAACAACUGCUGUGAAGAGUGGCAAACUUGUCCGCAUCAAUGACACUGAUGUCGCUCUCUUCCGAUUUGGAGAAACAGUGUUUGGAAUCAACGAAAGAUGUCCACAUGCAGGUGGUCCUCUGCAUGUGGGAGACAUCGAGGUGCUUCCGGAUAAGUCCGUCUGCGUACGAUGUCCUUGGCACAGCUGGAAGUUCGAUAUCAUGACAGGAAAAUCACGGAUUCCGUUGGGACACAAUCUGCAGGCAGAGACUUAUGAUGUUCUGGUAAAAGAGAACGGAGAUUUGAAGAUUGCUUUUGAAAAACUUGGACCAAGUUGUUUUAGUGAAGAUUUCUGAUCGUUUUUAUUCACUCCGCUACUCGGAGGGAUUUCCAAUGUGACAUGUCAGUGAACUUUUAAGCAUGUUAUGCCUGACCAGAUCUGCAUCUAUCUAUCAACAUUGCUCUAAUUCUAAAUUUGCGUCCAGUUGUAACUUUGUAAAGCUUUCUGAAGUGAGUUUUGUUGAGGCUUCAUGAUCCAUGUUUUUGUGUGGUGAAAUUCUCCUGGCUUUCCAGUUGUAAACUCUUGACUUAUGCAUUUGAAAAAAGCUAUGGUUGUGAUAAAUUAAAGUGGUCAUCUGAAGCAGCGUCCACUUGGUGUAAAGUACGCUGUUUAGGAUGACCCAGUAAAUGGUCUAUUUUUUGACUGGGUGGUGAAAACACCUGAUUUACAUUUGAGACCCUAUCAUUACACUGGUCGCCUUUUCAGAGAGGUGUAUUACAGAUAAUGAUGUUAUGAGUCAAUGUAAUCUUGGGGCAUUUGGUCGAACAAUGGGGUAGGCAUUCAUGUUGACGUUUCGUAGGCUUAGCAAAAACUCCCUACUUGUAUAUACCGUAUGCGGCAAAUCUUUCAAAUCUCACAGAGACUGUGGUUGAAUCUGAUGUGUGCAUAUAAGAUAUUUUUAAAAUUUUACAGUAUUUCUUUGAAUGUUUUUGAUGACAACAAAAUAAUGUUUGAAAUUUGUCGGCCCAAUCUGUGCAUAAUGGGGUGACCUGAAUUAACCUAAUUGUAAUCAGCACAUCUGCAUGCCCAGGUCUAAGGUGAAGUUUGCAUUUCUGUACAUUAAUAAUACUCUGCUAGUACAAUCAGGACAUAAUGUGUCAUUCACCAUUGCCUCAAAAGCGACAGCUUAAUGUUGAGGGUUUUAAACUAAUAAAAGGGGAUUAUUUUAAUCUGAACCAUAACUUUAUGUAUUGUUGUAUAAUGUAUUACUAUGAUGCCACAGAUUUUGCUUGAUUGCAUUAUUUUUACAUCAUUAAUCCUUUCACAAU